This is a messenger RNA of Hypoxylon trugodes, 882 nucleotides long. RefSeq lists its product as uncharacterized. The transcript is spliced from 2 exons. Bases 1 to 684 code for a protein of 227 amino acids. NCBI's taxonomy places the organism in Eukaryota, Fungi, Ascomycota, Sordariomycetes, Xylariales, Hypoxylaceae. The record is from RefSeq and is a predicted model, not a curated record.
AUGAAGGUCCUUUAUGCCUUACUGAGCUUUGCCGGCGCUGUUAGCGCUGCCAAGUCCUACGUCGAACUGAGCAACGGCAUGUACACCGUCCCCUACAUCAACGAGACCCUAGACUUCGAGAACGCCUCGCGCGACGCCUGGGACAUCUCCGCAGACCUAAGCGACGCCGCCGCCGAAGCCACAAUCACCAACUCAACCUCCACUCUCGCCGAGCGCGGCGUCCCAGGCGACUGCUUGCCCCAAUUCCCAACCCGUAACACCUGGUGUCGGGAGCGCAAGAUCCGUCGCGCGGACUACCUGCGCGCAUACGCGAAAUUCCUCGACUGGAUCGAGACCGGGCCCGACGAAGGCUGGGUACCAAAGCAUAGCUGCAAGUCCUUGGUCUGGGGCGCCGUAGUAUUAAGCGCGUGCUCAACCGGCGGUCCGAACCCCACCUGCCGCGGUGAACUCACCGAAGCCAUGCGCGAGGUUGAUGCGUACUGCUCCACUGAAUCCGGCGGUGACAUCCAGAUCAAGAAGUGGCAGAAGACGUACAGCCGCCACAACGUUCGCGACGGCGAUGGUAUGAACAAUGGCAACUACGACAAGAACGGCCACAACGGACGUCACUUCGUUAUCGUUGAUGAUCAGGAUGUUGAUGAUAACGGUGGUCUGAAUGACGCUGUUCACCAGGAUGAUGCUUAGGGGUUGGAACCCCCUAGGAAGCAUGACUAAAGAGCUCCCUGUCUAAGGGACCUAAUGUGAUCCUCUCUCUACUCGCUAUCGCAGUCCAUUUGCUGGUUUGCCAAUUACUGGACUGGAAUAGGGGAGGGCGCACGUACUGAGGUGUAUUGAUUUUGAUGGGUUGGUUUGAUUGAAAUUCUUGGUCUGAGGAGAAGGAUG